GAGAAUGGAAUCAUUCAUCAUGGUGGUAAUUUUCAAGCUACCUCUGUGGCUACUUCUAUGGAAAAAACUCGUCUUGCACUUGCUGCGAUUGGAAAAAUUAUGUUUGCUCAAAUGACGGAGCUUAACAAUCCUUCGAUGAAUAAGGGGUUACCAUCUUGUUUGAAUGGCUCUGAACCGAGUACGAACUACCAUACCAAGGGACUCGACACAGCUACUGCUUCAUACUGUUCUGAGCUUCAAUACCUUGCUUCACCUGUGACGACUCAUGUUCAAAGUGCCGAAUCUCAUAAUCAAUCCGUGAACUCACUUGCUUUGAUCAGUGCUCGUAAGACGAUUGAAGCUGUUCAAGUUCUCAAACUGCUCAUGGCCUCUCAUCUUUACUGUUUAUGUCAAGCUAUCGAUUUAAGAGUGUUGGAAAUCAAGUUU
Melampsora larici-populina 98AG31 is the source of this 426-nucleotide messenger RNA. RefSeq lists its product as uncharacterized. Gene Ontology annotation, molecular function: ammonia-lyase activity. NCBI's taxonomy places the organism in Eukaryota, Fungi, Basidiomycota, Pucciniomycetes, Pucciniales, Melampsoraceae. The record is from RefSeq and is a predicted model, not a curated record. The annotation marks the transcript as partial. The transcript is spliced from 4 exons.